GAGAGUUUGUGGCAAAUGAAACGCGGUCUUUUUUUAUCCACCGCAGCAGCAAGAGCAACAAGAAGUAUAGGCCGCUUAGCUUAUGGUUCCCUCUAUCCAGCGCACACUGUGCAACACCGCUUAACCUUCACCACUCCCUCUCAUCGCCAUAGUCGUCUUCACACGUUCGCACUCCUUCCAACCGCCGCUCUCUCCUCCUGCCCCCUCCUCCGAAACCCUAAUUUCCUCACGGGGAACCGUAACUCCCCCUUCCGCGGAAUGGAGUGGAAACAACACCGAAAUCGGGUUUUUCUUUUCGCACUUGUUUUGUUUAAUUUGCAGCGACACUGCUCCGGGAGUAGCAUUGAUAGGAACAAGGGGAUGGUGGAUCAUCUGAAAAGUUAUGGAGUGAUUAAAUCCAAAAAGGUUGCUGAAGUGAUGGAGACUAUUGACAGGGCUUUGUUUGUGCCUAGUGGGAACCCGCCGUAUGUUGAUUCCCCCUUGUCAAUAGGUUAUAAUGCCACCAUUUCUGCACCUCAUAUGCAUGCAAUGUGCCUUCAGUUGUUGCAAGAGAAUCUGCAGGCCGGAAUGCGUGCUUUGGAUGUUGGCUCAGGGACGGGAUACUUGACGGCGUGUUUUGGGUUGAUGGUUGGGCCGCAAGGCCGUGCAGUUGGUGUAGAGCACAUUCCUGAGUUGGUUUCUUCUUCAAUUACGAAUAUUGAAAAAAGUGCCGCCGGAAAAUUAUUGAAAGAAGGUUCCCUUUCUGUACAUCUCGGUGAUGGACGGCAAGGUUGGCCGGAAUUUGCUCCUUAUGAUGCCAUUCAUGUUGGUGCAGCUGCACCAGAAAUCCCGCAACCACUUAUUGACCAAUUGAGGCCGGGAGGCAGAAUGGUGAUUCCGGUGGGAAACAUAUUCCAGGAUCUGAAGGUUGUGGACAAGGGCUUGGAUGGUUCAAUCAGCGUCCGGACUGAAACUUCUGUUCGGUAUGUUCCUCUCACAAGCCGAGAUGCUCAGCUGCGAGGCUCUUGAGGUGCCAUAGCCACGAUCUCUGUGUACAGAUAGAUAAACUUUUGCCUGUUUGUACUAUAUUUACCCGUCGUGACGGUUUUGCUUAAGAUCUUUAGUUCGUGAAAUGAAAUGAUUUCAGUGUCA
Molecule: messenger RNA, 1131 nt
Organism: Pyrus x bretschneideri (Chinese white pear)
Lineage: Eukaryota; Viridiplantae; Streptophyta; Magnoliopsida; Rosales; Rosaceae
Product: protein-L-isoaspartate O-methyltransferase 1-like
Exons: 4
Coding region: 16-1008 (330 amino acids)
Biological process (GO): protein modification process
Cellular component (GO): cytoplasm
Molecular function (GO): protein-L-isoaspartate (D-aspartate) O-methyltransferase activity
Source: RefSeq, a predicted model, not a curated record